Molecule: messenger RNA, 1526 nt
Organism: Cydia amplana
Lineage: Eukaryota; Metazoa; Arthropoda; Insecta; Lepidoptera; Tortricidae
Product: zinc finger protein 28-like
Exons: 4
Coding region: 159-1526 (455 amino acids)
Biological process (GO): regulation of gene expression
Cellular component (GO): nucleus
Molecular function (GO): zinc ion binding
Source: RefSeq, a predicted model, not a curated record
UUUACGUUGCUCGGUGUUUACUUGCUUUACUUGUUUACUCUUCCGAUUCGAUAAAAUCUACAUUCAUGUUUUAUUUGUACCUAUAAUAUUUAACGUAAAAUCGGUAUCUGCAAGUCUAAAGUAUUAGUUUAGGUUGAGGCCACCUAGCUUGAGCGGCAAUGGACGUGGUAAAGUCAUGUCGCUGUUGCCUGCGGUGCCCUCCGGACAAGGACCUGGCGACGCCGUACGCACAUCUCGGCACAACGGAGAUAUAUGUCGACAUGCUCGAAGAGUGCUUCGAUGUACAUUUAACACUGGAUGCAAAUGUCUCGCGAGGGAUUUGCUUGACAUGUGUGAGCCGCCUGCGAGACGCGAGUGACUUCAAGCUGCAAGUGCAACGCAGCCAGACAGAGCUGCAGGCAGCGCUGCUGGUUGAAGUUGAAGACUUUUUAAUCAAGUCAGAGCCGCCAUAUGAUGAGAUGAAGGAUGAGUUGUCAGAGACAGACGUUGAGCGGCCCCCUUUCGAGAUCGCCAUGGCCAGUUCCGGUAGAGAGAAACCAUACACCCGCGAAGAAUGUCACAAGGGCUUCAAAAAGAAGUGUGUUGUAAAGAAAGACAUGCAAGAAACGCACUUAUUGUCCGAAACUUCGUGUGAUUCAAUAAUGACCCAGGAAAAAAACAAUAGUGAUUCUUGUCGUUCCACAAUACAUAAGAAAAAAGAACAUGGUGUUGAGAAUUUGACGCGGAAGGCUAAAUUAAAACGCCGCAAAGUAAAAAAACUUCUAAAUUGUAAUCAUUGUAGUUACACCAGUCCGGAUAAAAGUAGAAUACUCCAACAUCAGACGAUACACACAGUAAAAAGCCUUUUAAAUUGUAAUCAUUGCAGUUACACAAGUUCGUUUAAAGGAAGAAUGCUUCGACAUCAAAGGAGACACACAGACGUAAAGCCUUUUUUGUGCAACAAUUGUGCUUAUCAAUGCAAUUCGAAAAAACACUUGCAAAUUCAUCUGAUGAUACACACUGGCGAAAAGCCUUUUAACUGCAGCAUUUGUGACUUUAAAUGUAGACGAAAAGCAGAAUUACGAUUACAUGAGAUGAUACAUAGCGGUGAAAAACCUUAUCAAUGCAGGCAAUGUGAUUACAAGUGUACUAGUAAAUGUCAUUUACGAAGACACGAGGGUAUACAUCCUGGAAUGAAAAAUAAAUCGCAUAAAUGUACUUAUUGUGACUAUCAAACCCAUGAUAAGUCACAUUUGAACCGUCACCUGAAGAUACAUACAGGUGAUAUGCCUUUUAAAUGUGACUUUUGCGAUUAUCAGUGUCGAGAAAAAGAGCACUUGCGUUAUCACCAAACUAAACAUACGGGUGAAAAACCCCAUAAAUGUAGCUAUUGUGACUUUAGAUGUACUCGGAAAUCAGAUUUACCGGCUCACGAGCGUAUACACACUGGUGAAAAGCCUUACAAGUGUGAACACUGCAGCUAUACGUGUCGGCAGAAACAUGUUUUCAUUCUGGUAAACAAUGAGAAACUUUACAAAUGUAAUUAG